AUGUCUUCUCCAUCUCCUUCCCAACGUUUUCCAUCUCAUUCUGAGGGUGGGCCAAUUGUUCCCCAUCUCAAGCGUCGUAUCAUCCAACUUGAGGAUGAAAUCAAAACAAUACAAGACUGCAAAAAAUGUGAUGCGACUGAAUGCGAAACUACAUUGGCUCGUGGUAUCAGGAAGGUUGUCACACUGCGUGUGCCACUAAAAGCAAUUGUCGACGAAAAUGAUCGGCAUGCAUCUGCUGACAGCCAUGAACAGAAUCGUUCAGCACUUUCGGAUGAAGAGAAAGAACUGGAAAGAGAGCAGGAUAGGAACUUUGAAUCCUUUAAAAGCCUUGUGAAGCUCUUCGGGAGAUUGCUCUUGAGUCGUGUAUUGGAAGGCGAGGGAUAUCUCGACCGCCUCAAAACUUGGGAAAGGCAUGCCAACGAGGCCCGCAGCGACAACAUCAAGCGACUCAAAACAGAGGUGGCUAACUGGCUUAAUGGUAUCGACAAGAACGAUCUCAUUGCAGGUGACCAUGUCGAGCUUGCAUUCGUUAAUCCUCACACCCAUAAAGGGCGGGGUUUUCAAAAUUCCAUGACGGGGCGACUUCUCACUCCAAUCGACUACAACUGGAAUGAUCCUGAUUUUUGCCAAAAGAUUCGAGAUCUCCAUCCAGAUUUCCCCACUCAUGAACUUUAUCUCGUACGGCUUCUGUACGCUGGUUAUUCUGGCAAUUCAAACAAUUUCCGCAAAGGGUUUUUGAAGUCAGUUUUACUGACGUUGAAGCAUAUCCUCACGUCUUCCUCCUCGGCUCUCGACUACAUUGGUGAAAGCAACAACUCUGGCAGCAAAGAUGGGCCACCCCCCAGCAAACGUCAAUGCUGCAAUAAGACGGGCAGAGAGUCUUCAAAGAAGCACGACGCUUCACUCCUUGGUAUCACCACGGUUACGCCUUGUUGCAUUGCGUAUGCUGCUGUGAUGCUUCACUUCUCACUCACUAAUGCGAUUACAUGGAGAUGGGUCUACGAUGGCUUUGAUUAUGUGACGUUUUAUAACGUUAUUGUCGACUUUUUCGAGGAUCGAACUCUUUCCACUGAGCAAGAGGCGAAAGAGCUCCUUUGCUGGUGGAACCAGUGGUACUAA
Molecule: messenger RNA, 1119 nt
Organism: Marasmius oreades (fairy-ring Marasmius)
Lineage: Eukaryota; Fungi; Basidiomycota; Agaricomycetes; Agaricales; Marasmiaceae
Exons: 7
Coding region: 1-1119 (372 amino acids)
Source: RefSeq, a predicted model, not a curated record